Saimiri boliviensis boliviensis (Bolivian squirrel monkey) is the source of this 2796-nucleotide messenger RNA. RefSeq names its product SprT-like N-terminal domain (gene SPRTN). Gene Ontology annotation, biological process: DNA repair. Gene Ontology annotation, molecular function: single-stranded DNA binding; metalloendopeptidase activity; polyubiquitin modification-dependent protein binding. The record is from RefSeq and is a predicted model, not a curated record. NCBI's taxonomy places the organism in Eukaryota, Metazoa, Chordata, Mammalia, Primates, Cebidae. Gene Ontology annotation, cellular component: nucleus.
GCGGCUGCGUAGGACUGCCAUCGGUUAAAGCGCAUGCGCAAGAGGAGCUAUUGCGGAAGUGAGGGGAGAGGCCGAGUGAAGCUUGGAUACUGCGCAUGAACCGAGAGUGACGUUGAGGUUUGAAAUAACUGGCAAAGAGUAAAGGCUGGAACUAGCUUCUUGAAAGCUUCCUAGGGCUCGGGCCCAGGAUCUGCGCCCACUAGGAGGUGUCACGCUCACUGCUCUUUUUAAAGCCCUAGAAUCCUUGGCUUUGGCGUUUGGGGUAAGCUCCGUUUUGGUUCACGUUCUCGUUCUCAAGCGGGUUUCCGCGGACUAUCGCGAGAUUGGCCGUCCCGGGAGCCGGUGUCUCCUAGGAGCUAGUCCUGAUCCUCUGCGAGGCGGCGUGGGGUCGCGGCCUAAUUCGGGAGCCAGCCUGACGCCGGCGGACCCCGCCUGGGAUCUUGGCAGCGAUGGAUGAUGACCUGAUGUUGGCACUGCGGCUUCAGGAGGAGUGGAACUUGCAGGUCACGGAGCAUGAUCAGGCCCAGGAGCCCCUGUCGCUGGUGGACGCGUCGUGGGAAUUGGUGGACCCCACUCCGGACUUGCAGGCCCUGUUUGUUCAGUUUAACGACCAGUUCUUCUGGGGCCAGCUGGGGGCCGUCGAGGUGAAGUGGAGCGUGCGAAUGACCCUGUGUGCUGGGAUAUGCAGCUACGAAGGGAAGGGUGGAAUGUGUUCCAUCCGCCUGAGCGAACCCCUUUUAAAGUUGAGACCAAGAAAGGAUCUUGUAGAGACCCUCCUGCAUGAAAUGAUACAUGCCUAUUUAUUUGUCACUAAUAAUGAUAAAGACCGAGAAGGGCAUGGUCCAGAGUUUUGUAAACACAUGCAUCGAAUCAACAGAAUGACUGGAGCCAAUAUAACGGUGUACCAUACUUUUCAUGAUGAGGUGGAUGAGUAUCGGCGACACUGGUGGCGCUGCAAUGGGCCGUGCCAGCACCGGCCGCCAUAUUACGGCUAUGUCAAGCGAGCUACUAACAGGGAGCCCUCUGCUCAUGACUAUUGGUGGGCUGAGCACCAGAAAACCUGUGGAGGCACUUUCAUAAAAAUCAAGGAGCCAGAGAAUUACUCAAAAAAAGGCAAAGGAAAGACAAAACUAGGACAGCACCCAGUAUCAGCCACAGAGACUAAAGAUAAACCCAACAGAGGUGAGGCCCAGCUAGUCAUUCCUUUUAGUGGUAAAGGAUAUGUUCUAGGAGAAACAAGCAUUUUACCUUCACCUGGGAAGUUGAUCACUUCACAUGCCGUUAAUAAAACCCAAAAUCUUUUAAAUCACAACCAUUCAGCAAAUGCUGUAAGAUCUAAUUCUAAAAUCAAGGUGAAUUUUGAACAGAAUGUUUCAAGUAAAAAAAAUUCUCAUCUAGUCUUCCCUGCUCUUAACAGUCACCAAAAUGUUCUAAGCAACUACUUUCCUAGAUUAUCAGUUGCCAGCCAAAAGGCUUUCAGAGGUGUGAAUGGAUCUCCAACGAAAAAUGUAACAGUUGGCAACAUCCCUAAAAACUCAGUCUCUUCUGGUUCUCAAAGAAGGGUUUCAUCUUCUAAGAUAUCCCUAAGAAAUUCUUCAAAAGCAAUGGAAUCAACGUCUGUGACUCUAUCCCAGGAUGUGAAUGGGUCUGAAGGUACAUUCCCAAAUAAACGACCUAGGCUAGAGGAUAAGACUGUUUUUGACAAUUUUUUUAUCAAGAAAGAGCAAAUAGAAAGCAGGAGUAAUGAUCCAAAGUAUAGUUCAUGUCCUACAGCCAUUCAGAAUUCCAGCAGUUCAUCCAGUCAGAGCAAAAGAGUUAAUUGCCCAGUUUGUCAGAAUGAAGUUUUGGAGUCUCAGAUUAAUGAACACUUGGACUGGUGCCUUGAAGGUGAUUGCGUCAAAGUCAAAAGCUGAAGAAAGUCUUUGAAAAAGGUUGGAAAGUCUCAAGUACCACCUGUAUUACCUCACUAAUGUGCUGUGUCAGCCAGUCAGGAAGUUCUGGUUAAUACUAAGAUUUCUAGGUUUUAAUCUAGUUCACGUAACCAAUACAGAAUGUUCUAUUUUAUAUAUACAUAGAUAAGACUGUAAUUUUAAGAUGUUUUGUGUCUCAAGGUGCUGUAUUCACUCUUGCCUUACGUAUACUGUAACCCAGGUGGUUCUGCCUGUCAUGUAUAAUUUUGUUCUGUCUUGUUCUUAGGAUUUUAAAAUCUAUUUAUCUUUUUAUUUGUAUACUCCUAAAAAUAUCCAUAUGAGGAAUUCUGUCAGGUAUUUGGUUAUGUUGACUAUUUCUUCAUUAAUAGUAUUACAACUCAUUCCCUGAACUCAUGUAAAUCUUCAUAGUGUCAAGACAUACUACCCAAAACCACAAUCUAGAGUACAAAGUAUAUUGUUUUAGAGUAUUCAAAUUGUAUUAUUUAUUAUUAAUUUUUUUUGCAAAAUCUUAACAGGAACUAUAUUUUCUAUAUUUUAAAGAAUUGUAUUUGUCCCACUCUUACUAAAUGGUGGCAACAGAUUUUAAGUUAAAGAAUAUGGAAUAUAGUAAAAUAAAUUUCUUUUGAAAUAUUUUUAGUAAUAGCCACUAUAAAAUUUGUAGGCCAGAUUAAUUAUAUUGGGUUUGGCUGUUUUCUCAAAAUUUAGCAGAGUGGUUAAAAUUCAGUGCUGAUAAGUAACUGAUACGUAUAGCAUAAACAUAACAAAGUUGCCUAUUUUAUGUAAUAGUGGAAAAUUAUCUGGAAAUAGUAUUUUGAACUUUAAGCCAAGUUUCAACUAUUAUAAUAAAAGGAAUAACAUUGGUGCA